Eleginops maclovinus (Patagonian blennie) is the source of this 6786-nucleotide messenger RNA. RefSeq names its product E3 ubiquitin/ISG15 ligase TRIM25-like. The record is from RefSeq and is a predicted model, not a curated record. Gene Ontology annotation, molecular function: protein binding. Lineage: Eukaryota; Metazoa; Chordata; Actinopteri; Perciformes; Eleginopidae. The transcript is spliced from 12 exons. Bases 2206 to 4152 code for a protein of 648 amino acids.
ACACAAUCACUCACAUGCGCUUUGGUUCUAGAGAUCCAAGUCUGCAACAGGAGCGCCAGGCGCGUCUGGUGGAACCUCCCGGUGGUUUUCACCGCGAUGAAGAUGUCCCCCAGCUUUAAUUCCGGCAGGGUGACAUGUGCGCCCUCAGAGGUUGAGUGUCCUCCGUGCUCCCCGCUGCUGCUGCUGCUGCUGCUGUUGCUUCCAGCCGGGCUCUGUGCGUCCCUGGUCGGGGAGGUGGCCUGCUGGAUAGAGCGGUGGAGCGCAUCGGGGACCCGAGGGGGAGCCACGCUGAGUUUGGGGAGGCUGCUGCUGCGUAAUUGGAAAUCCACAUAGAGGAUGAUGAAGAAGGUGAAAAUAAAGACAGGCAACCUCCGACGUAUCCAUCUCUUCGUCUGCAUGGUCUCUCUCUCUCUCUCCUGUACUGACCAGCUGCUUUCCUCUUCCCCACCCUCUGCACUUCUACCUGGCUCGGGGAGGACCAGCCCCCCGCCCAUCCUGGUCCCGCAGGUAAACCAGAGACGCCCGGGGCACACCCUGGCCAGGAAAGGCCCAGGAUCGCCUUACGGCCUCGCUGAAAAGGGCUCUUUCUAAAACAGUGAGUACAUCACAGCCCCACUUUGAACAAAGGGACCGGGGGAGUCGAGGGACCAGACCCCCUUUCAGGGCUUUGUCUGUCCAAAUGCCCUGAGCUCAGAGUCAGACGGAGACUUGGACUGCACUCAAGAUCUGGCAUUGGAGGAAACAUGGCAAGUGAGGAAGUCAUUAGAUCAAGGACUGCAGGAGACUGUAUUUUAAAGCCUUUUUUCUUAGACGAACUGGAGAAUCCAGUCUGCACAUUAUCCGGAGAUCUCUAUUCAAAGAGAAGAGAUUGUCCAUGUCAGAUGCAUUUUUAUUUCCUGGAAAGAUGAAAAGACGAAGGGUGGCGUUUGGGUAAAGCGUGUAGGAGGCCCGAAUUUGUCUAAUCAGCAUCGGCCCUUACAGACAGAAAUCCUGAGCUUGUCUCUCAACUACAUUUUUGUUAGCGUCUUUUAAUAACAUACCCUGCUUCUUCCACAUCGGAUGUUUGUUUUCUUACAGUUUCACGUCAGCGGACUCAGUUGGACAUUACACAGACUUUUUAAAGUAAUGACAUCCUUUACUCUUACAUAUUCCCCUCCAGGUGAUGUUAAAGUUCAUCUGUUAGAAAGGCUUAAAACCGUCUAAGAUGGCAAAGCAAUUGUAUAAAUAGUGAAGGAAACGGGAUGGAAAUCUCCCUAAGUCUUUAGGGCUGUAUAAGCAUUGAUUUGACGACAUUAAACUAGACUAGACUUGCAUUAAAAGAAAGUAAAAGAGCAUUAAUGCAGAGUCCUUCUGACACACUAAACCUCACAUUGGAAACCCCUUAACUCCACAGCCAGGUGUGUGUGUGUGAGUGUGUAUGUGUGUGUGAGAGAGAGCGAGAGAGAGUGAUAUGUCUCAGUUAGAGCAAAGCUUAAGUAGCUGAAAGCCCCCUCUCAACCUUCAAUCUCCGGCUGAAAUUCAAUUCAAAGAGCCGGCACAGAGCGACAGGAGGGCGGCUCUGUGGCUCAGCGGGUUGAUGUAAAUGGGUGUCAGCCAAUCAGAGGGUCGGUGGUUCGAUGCCCAUCAUGUUGAAGUGUAAUUAGGAAAAAUAUUGAAUCCCAAAUACACCGCAAACAACCGAUGAUAUCGCUCAUUAACAUUCACAAAUAAUGAUUACAAUUAUGAAAAGUUUGGCUUGCUUCAAGUCCUUUCACAAUCAAGUACUUUCUUGUCGGGAGACUUGCAAUCGAUUGAUUUCUUUUUCAAAUCAAGCCACACAGGCAUUUUCAAACUCUGUUAAAGUGGCAUGCUUCAGAAGCCUGAUCGUCCGUCUUCCCAUAAUGCAACAUGGCUUUAAUUGGACCUUCUUUGCCCAGUGUUUGUCUUUACAUUUAUGGAAAACACUCACACUUACAGGUGCAUCCUUCGUGAUUAAAUCCUCCCAAUAUUAUGAUGUAUAGUCACUGAAUAUGUGGUCACAGCAUUUCUGUCUCAGGAGUCAUCUCUUCUCUUAUUCUAGAUGGUCAGCAGAGGGCGGUGUAGACUCUUGGAGUUCACAUUCAACUUGUGAGACGUCACCCUGUGGCUCUCACCUUUCUAUAAACAGCUUUCUUAAAGAGCCUGUAAGACAGACUCGAGGGCAGAGCUAACACGGUGUCACUGCGGAUGCACUGUUUCCUGCACCGUGACCCCGCCCCUUCUCAACAACAAGGAACAGCUGCUCCAAAAACAACAACGAUUCAACAGGCGGAGGACCAGGAGCCGUAUCCCCGGGUCUGCCGAGCUCCCUGUCCAGUCAUCAUGGCCCAGGCGAACAUCUCGGUGACGGAGAGCCAGUUCCGGUGCCCGGUGUGCCUGGACAUUCUGAAGGAGCCGGUGUCCACCCCCUGCGGACACACCUACUGCAAGACCUGCAUCAACAACUACUGGGACCAGGCGGAGUCCGGACACUUCAGCUGCCCGCAGUGCCGCGAGACCUUCAGCCCGCGCCCGGUGCUGCGGAGGAACACCGUGCUCGCGGAGGUGGUGGACAAACUGAAGAUGAGUGAAAUGGUCUCGGCGCCGGAGCUCUACAUGGGGGGAGUCGGCGACGUGCCGUGCGACUUCUGCCCGGCGGAGAGCAGGCUGCGGGCGGUGAAGUCCUGCCUGGUGUGCCUGGCGUCCUUCUGUGAGCUGCACGGCCUGCCGCACCGGGACGUGGGCACCCUGCGGCGGCACAAGCUGGUGUCCGCGGUGGAGAGCGUGGCGCAGCGGCUCUGCGCGCAGCACCGCCUCGGGCUGGAGCCUGUAGGGGGCGCUGAGGAGGCGGAGGCCGCGGCGGAGUGGAGCGGGGACUGCCUGCUGUGCGAGGCGGACCAGGAGGAGGUGCACAACGUGGAGGCGCAGAGAGCCAGGAGACAGCUUCAGCUGCAGGAGGCUCAGAGGAUGGUUCAGGUGAGGACACGAACUGGAGAGCGAGAGUUGGAGGAGUUUCAACAAAGCCUGGAUUCCCUGAAGGUGUCUGCGACGGCUGUUCUGGAGGACAGUGAAGCCGUGUUUGCAGACAUGUCCCUCCGUCUGGAGAAAACCAAAGCAGAGGUUCGAGCGCGGCUGGAGACGAAGGAGCGCACGGUGGUGGGGCGGGCGGAGCGAGACGUGGAGCUGCUGGAAAAAGAUCUGGAGGAGCUGAGGAGGAGAGACCAGGAGAUCUGUCAGCUGCUGCAGACUGAGGACAACACACACUUCCUACAGGCGGCUCCUCUGCUGUGCGUCCCUCUCUCCAACGGUCGGCACUCUCAAGCCCUCAGCAUGCCCACCGAGGGGUUCAGCAGCGCCCGCAGAGCGCUGUGCCAUCUGCGCAGCCGCAUGGAGGAGGUCUGCAGGGAGGAGGUGGACAAGAUCAGCCGCGCAGUUAAUGACAACUACAUGUCUGGAGGACAGUGUGUAAAAGGGAACUCCAAACCAUCACAAUCUGCAGGGCAACACACCGCAGGGGCAGUGCCGGUGUCCUUCCCUCUGUCCUCCCUGUCUCUGCAGCCGGCUGAUCAGAGGAUGAGAGCAGCUUACCUCAGAUUUUCAUGCCGUCUAUCCUUGGACCCCGAUACUGCCCACCCUACUCUGGUUCUCCUGGAGGGUCCCAAGGGCGCCCACUGUGGCGAGGAGCCCCAAUCCUACCCCCCUCACCAGCAGCGCUUCGACUCCGUAGCCCAGGUCCUGUGCAAGGAGGGCCAGUUUGGCGGCGCCAGCUACUGGGAGGUGGAGUGGAGGGGCGGCGGGUGGGUCGACAUCGGCGUCACCUACCGCGGAAUCGGACGCAAAGGCGGCGGGAAGCCCUGCCUGCUGGGCCGCAACGAGAACUCUUGGCGGCUGCGGUGCACCCACGGCGGAUACGCCGCCUGGCACGACAACCGGAAAACCACGGUGGCUGCCCCCCCCUGCCCCCGGAUCGGCGUCUUCCUGGAGCGGCAGAAAGGAGUGCUGUCCUUCUACAGCGUGUCGGACACCGUGGUGCUGCUGCACACCUUUCGCUGCCCGUUCUCUCAGCCGCUUUACCCCGCCUUCCGCCUGGACCUGGACUCCACCCUGAUCAUCUGCCCCCAUGAAGGAGGAGGAGGCAGUGGGAACCCAGCCUAACCUUGCCCCUCCUCCUUCACCAAGGAGCUUAAGACCCUCCUGUCGUGUUGGUUUGACCACCCUCACUUUGGUGUUGGACUGGUCUGUUUGAAUGUAGCCAAUGUGGGUGUGUAGUCUCUGGAUGAGCAUGAUCUAGGGUCACCCAUUCAUUCAUAGGUGACUCAACCUCUCAAAAUUCACUGAAAGGGAAGCAAUGAAAUGUAAAUCACCCGAUUAAUGAUUGAUGGAAGAAGAAAUCUGUCAGGUUUGACCCGAACACGACAGGAGGGUUAGCUACAGCAGUCAGGAAGGGCUGUCAACAUUCAAACAAGUAGCAACAGGAAGUAGCAUCCCAUUUCUCUUUCCAUUCAUGUCUUUUUUCCAUAUUCUCUCCUUCUGCGUUUAUAAAAUACUCUUUUUGGAUCCCUUUAUAGAGCACGCAAUGAUUACACUUUUAAAAUAUGCAUAUUUCAUCCCAACAUCAUGACUCACAGUAAGAAAAGCACAGGAAUAUUAUCUCCAUGACAUUUAAAGGGCUCUGUUCUGUUCCAGUUUCCCAGUAAGCCGUGACGGCGAGCCAGCAUGCAACAUAUCAGGACGCUGAAACUGUGCUUUAAAAUAAUCUGCAAUCUUUUGUUAUUUACUCUUGUGCUUUUCCUACCGUGACCUGUCAAAACAUCCACUUUUUAGGAGUUGAAAUCUGAAUUUGUUUGCCAAUCAACACACCAACAUGUGUUUGACAUCAUUGCUUCGGUAUGAUAACACAAAGACGCUAAGAAGUAUUUACGCCCGUUUGUGUUCCUCAUUGUUUUCUAAACACUAAAUAUGUGUUGUAAAUACAUGAAUUUAUGGGAUUCUUUGUGUACUACAAGCUACAGGACUCUUGACAGGUUUAAGUUCCUGCUACUACUUGAAUACGGCGCUAGAUUUUGUUCUGUAUCGACCUCACUGCCAGGCAACAUGGCACACCUCACAGGAUUUUGUUACUGUAAGUGACCUCAGCUCCAGAUCUAGUCAAAUUAAAGGCCGUACUGUAGCAGAUAUAUUUAUCGUUGGGUCAUGACUAUCAUCUUUAAAGUAAAAGACAUUAUUAAAGCAAUAGUUUUCAUGCCAAGAGUUGGAUAAGAGAGGUUAUACCCCUUUACAAUCUGCAUUAAAGGUCAGAAAAUCAGCAUUUUACUGCACAGUCUGCGUAGAGAUUUAACAAACUAAAACAUGACCUGCCAGUGAGUGAGCUUCUGGAGGUGUUGGGAGCUUGUUUUUGGACCUAAGGGUUAAAAUCAGUUGAAGCCAUUGUGGAUUUGCCUGAAACCUGCAUGCUUCUAAUCUCCUGCAGGGGGCGACGUCUGCUUGCAGAAAGAUGGAAGUCUAUAAGAAAAUUACCCUAUUUUCAAUUUGAUUCAUUAUCUUAUUUAACAUUUUUCUACUGAGUAAAGGGUCUCAAUCUCUACUGUAAAGUCUUCUGCAAUACAGCAUGAUGUUCAUUUGGUAAAUGAAUGGUUCAAUUUAGAGUAAAUUCCCCAAAACUAUUCCUUCAAAGCUACGUCCACAUCGCAGAUCGUCAUUCCUACACUUUAAGAUGCUAAUGAGAUUUAUUUCCAACAACUAUUCAGAAACAGCAGAUGGUUAAGUACUAUCAUUCCCAUGGCUCUCGCUACUAUGCUAACACACUUAGCAACAGACAGCUACACAACAUGGUUUGGAGUUGGGAUUUAUCAGAGUAGUGUGCUUUACAAGCUUCCAAAUCCUAUCAUUGUCUCAUAUCCACUUAAAACCAAGCAAAUCAAAUGUCAUUACCAUCUGUUAUCCAUUCAGUCUUGACUUGCUGCAUAUUUAAUGUGUUCAUAAGCAUGAGUUGACAUCAGAUGGGGGUGAAAAAGGAAACAUAUCAAAACCAGAACCUUUGAAUUACCUGAGUGUGCCACUGUUUCUGUGGGAUUGUAGCAUGAGGGGAGCAAUGAUCCAGUUGUGGCGCUAAUUGUUACACGAUUUCAAAGUGCCUUUCAUCUGUUUGGAUGCCAUACUGUAGCCAUUCCUUGUUAGAUUAUGGGAUAGCAUCCUUUUUUCUAAUUGAAGUUUACAUUUUUGUGUGUAUUAGGAUCACUUCACCGAGCACUGUGUGACCAAUCAAAACCAAGGAUCAGCUAUUGCAACUCCAAAGACACAACAACACAGCUACGUAGAAUCUCAGUUUUAACGUUGGGAAACACACGUGAAUAUUAGGCUGAAAUAGAAGGGCACCCCAAGGUGGUUUCCAUAAAUGACAAAUAAUACAUGUAUCUGGCUGCUUUGAAAUGCAAUGGUUUCUUUCUCUCACCAAGUUUGAUUAAAAUCAGGCAAGUAUUUCUGAAUUUGCCAACCUGAUUUUCUCCAGCAGGUCAAUCCAAAGUUUCUUUUUGCCAUGAAGUGCAUUAUUUCAGAAGUCUGUAUCACAACUGAAGUGCUGAUCCGUACAGUUUUCUCCCUCUGUGCUCUCUGUGCUCUCUGUGCUCUCUCUGUUCUCCCUCUGUUCUCCCUCUGUGCUCUCUCUGUGCUCUCUCUGUGCUUCGGUAUCUUAACGUGAAUAUGUUGUAAGUGUCUUGAGUGUGGCUUUUUUCCAAGGUGACUUCUUCCCAUCUUGGCCUCGCAAUAAACUGAUGGAGGUCUGAAGCGGCA